Nerophis lumbriciformis (worm pipefish) is the source of this 1548-nucleotide messenger RNA. Lineage: Eukaryota; Metazoa; Chordata; Actinopteri; Syngnathiformes; Syngnathidae. The record is from RefSeq and is a predicted model, not a curated record.
AUGGCUCUGUGCGCUGGUGUCGGAGCCAUGGCUCUACCGAGCGAGCUAAUCGUCCACAUCUUCUCCUUUCUAUCCGACCGAGACAAGCUCCGGGCCUCGGCCGUAUGCUCGCGAUGGAGGGAGUGUCUGUUCUAUCCCGCCCUGUGGACCGAACUCAAACUACGGAUAGGUGGCGGCGGCUCGAGCUCCGAGGAGACUUCGAGGUUGGAGUUCCUCAUGAGGAAGUUUGGUGCUUCCGUGCGAGAACUGCAGCUGGAACUCACUCCCCCAGAAGUGAUGGUCAGCUCCCGGAACAACGAGCCGUCCUGCACCAGAGUGGACUUACCUCCAGGUUCUGUCAACAACCCGCAACCGUCCAAGCGAUGGAGGGACGCGAUGGCUACUUACUUGGACCACGCGUUGUGUGUCUUCACCAACCUUCGCAACAACAGGAACCUGCGAAAAUUGCGUCUAUAUGGCGACACAUGUGCUCUCCAACAGGAGGGGCUCUUAGACAACUCCAACCUACUCCAGAUUCAUGAGGGCCACAAGAAAAUAAAUGAGAUCCAACGGUUGUUCAGAGAGUUGUUGUCUCACAGCAGGCAGCUCCGAUGGUUGUCCUGUAGCUUUAUGCUUGGUCUGGUGACACCCUCCUCCUUAGCAUGCCUAUCGAAUCCUUCCUCUGAGACCUUGCAGCAUCUCAGCUUGCUGGAUCACCAGCUUGGUCCAUUCAUCUCACCAUCUGAGUUGGACCGUCUUUCUUCUCUUCACUCUCUGGCUCUUGAUUACUCCGAUCUGACAUCUGAGCUCUGUGGCCUGUUGGCAUCGCCCCACCGAACGCCACUGCAUCGUCUUUCUCUGCUGCUAAAUGGCACCACCCUGGAGGUCAAGUCAUUAGAAGGGACAGCCACAGAAGAUGAUUGGAAGGCGCUGGUACGUGUUAGUGCCAACCUGCGAGUGUACAUCAUGGUUGUGGAGGUCAGCAGCUCCGAGCUCCUUAGAGUGCUGAAGCCGAGCCUUCCACUGGAGCGCAUCCACCUGGACAGUUACAACACACUUGUGACCGACGCAGCCCUGGAGCUUAUUGCUCAGCAAUACAACAAAACACUGACACACUUCAUUUUACUGAGGGAUGACCCAGAGUUCCCAGACCUCAAUGUCAAUCGCAAUGAAGAUCCAUUGGUCCUCUUGGCUUGGAGAUGUACUCAGUUGGCCGUUCUUGUAAUUCACGGCUACACUGUGUGGUCUCACAACUUGGUAGCAAUCUCUCGGCUGCGCGGAGCCAGUCUUCGUGUCCUGACUGUGUCUGAUGAGAGCAUCGAAUUCCACCCGGACGAGCCACUGUAUCUGCAUGGUGAUCCACUUCAUAACCUGGUCAAAGAGGUCUCAUUGGGCCUUGGUCGAGUGUGGCACCCAUGUUUGGAUUACAGUCUUGUUUUGAUUGAGCACACCCACCACUUCCAUCAAGAGCUGCAUGCCUUCAGCCUGGAUAUGUUAAUUCUGGUCAGCCAGCCCAUCGGAAGGAGCGGUGACGGCAGGCUCACUCUUGGUCUCUGUGAGACUGGCUAG